Molecule: messenger RNA, 1186 nt
Organism: Blastocystis hominis
Lineage: Eukaryota; Bigyra; Opalinata; Blastocystidae
Exons: 9
Coding region: 29-1186 (385 amino acids)
Biological process (GO): calcium ion transport; amyloid precursor protein catabolic process; amyloid-beta metabolic process
Cellular component (GO): membrane raft; ciliary rootlet; dendritic shaft
Molecular function (GO): aspartic endopeptidase activity, intramembrane cleaving
Source: RefSeq, a predicted model, not a curated record
GAAUUGUUUGGUGUACAUCGGUUUAUAAAUGAGUCAGGAAGAUGCUAACAUAUCUCCAAGUAGCGCAAAGGAGGAGAAGAAUCUUCUUAACGAUUCGACAUAUGUAAUCUGGUACGGAGUAAAUCAUCUUGCUUCUAUCGUGAUCCCUGUUGGUUUGACCAUGUUAUUCUCUGCAAUUCUCGUGAAUGUAGUGAGACCAGCGAGUUUUACUUCAGCCUUAGAACAGGGAUUGACGGUUUACAUGGUAUACAAACAGGAAGCAGACAACACGUGGGACUCCAUCUGGCAAGCAGUAAUCAAUUCCUUGGUGAUUGUUUUGUUUAUUGGCCUGAUGACCUUCAUUAUGGUCAUCCUCUACAAAUACAAUUGCAUUAAAGUGCUGUACGGCCUUCUCUACUUUUCCACCUUCAUGGCGAUCGGCUACACAGGCUGGGUCAUCUUCUACAUGGCCGCCAUGCAAUACCAAUUCAGCUGCGACCUCUUCUCCUCCGCCUUCAUCUUCUUCAACCUCGGCGUCGUCUCCGUCAUCUCUAUUUUCGGAACUUACGCCCCUCCCCUCGUCAAAAAAGCCUUCCUCAUCUUCAUCAGCUGCCUCGUCUGCUACCUCCUCUCCUUCUUCCCCGACUGGACCACGUGGAUCCUCCUCAUCGCCAUGGCUCUCUACGACAUCUGCGCCGUUCUCACUCCCUGCGGCCCUCUGAAACUCCUGAUCAACAUCUCGCAGAAUCGGGACGACGCCAUCCCCGGGCUUCUCUAUGAAACCACCCUCGAUCACAGCGACGGGCCGCUCCCCAUCGAUGAAACGCCCGACGAGGGGGUCAUUCCCGCGGGAGAGGGUGUGAUCACGGACGGAGACUACGUGGCGGACUCGGAGAUCGAGAUGGAAGAGGGCGGGAAGAUCAACCGGAUUUUCGAGAAGGAGAGCGUGUCGCUGGGACUGGGGGAUUUUAUUUUCUACUCGCUGAUGGUGUCGAAGGCGAGUUUGGCGUCGUCGGUUCCGUUUGUGUUUGUGUUCGUUAUUAUUCUGACCGGGCUGUUGUUGACGAUGGCGUUUUUGAGCGUGCUGGAGAUGGCGCUGCCGGCGUUGCCGUUCUCGAUGAUUCUGGGAGUGGUGACGUAUGCGUUGACGUAUUUUGUGGUUACGGCGAUGACGAACCAAUUCGCAUUAAAUGGAGUUUUGUUCUGA